This is a messenger RNA of Cryptosporidium ubiquitum, 6183 nucleotides long. RefSeq lists its product as uncharacterized. The record is from RefSeq and is a predicted model, not a curated record. Gene Ontology annotation, biological process: regulation of transcription by RNA polymerase II. NCBI's taxonomy places the organism in Eukaryota, Apicomplexa, Conoidasida, Eucoccidiorida, Cryptosporidiidae. The coding region runs from base 1 to 6183 and encodes 2060 amino acids. The transcript has a single exon.
AUGAAAACCAGGGACCAAAGGCCUAGUAGAAACAGUAAAUCUGUAGUACAAGCUUUAAGCUUGGAGAAGGAAGCAAGUAGCUCGGACGUCAUGCAUAAGGAGAAUGACUUAGAAGAGCGGAGAGUGACUAGGUCUAUGAGAAAGAGUGGAGAAAAGGUAGUUUUUUUUGAGAAUUCUAACGCUAAUCAAGAAAUACCCAACAAUUAUGUCACAACUGACUUUAGAGUCAGUCAGCCACAUAUUCAGGUGGAUGUGGAUUCUUCCAAUAUUCAGGAACCAAUACUAACUUCUAUUGGUGAAGUUAAGAAUGUAGUUAGUAAAAGUAACCAAGAAGUUUCUCAGACCACACUGAAACAAAAGAAUAAAAAAGUUUUGCGUAAAUCUAAAAGAGGUCGCUCCAAGAAUAAGUCAAAGUACAAGAUGGAAGCAUCUUCUUUUGGUAAGAGUACUGAUAAGAUGGCCUCUAAAGCACGAAAUUCUGAGGUUAAGUUGGGAAAGGAUAUAUAUCACAUGAAUGAAUUGGACUUAGACAUAACUUCGGUAACAUUAAUUAAUGAGAACUCUACAAGUACCCCAAGCUCUUCAGGAGGAACUUCUAGAAUGGCCAAAAUAAGUUGGAGUAGGUUUGAUUCCUUUUUUAGGAAGAUCCCAAUGGGAGCUAAGAAGGAUAUCAUCCUAAAAACAAUUCCAACAAACCCAGGAUUAAGAAAGCCAAUAAUCCAGGAAUUAACCAUCCUUGAGCAGACUCUCUUUACCGAUCCUCCAUGGGGAAAAAUAGGGAGAGCUAGUCCCUAUAUAAACAAAUCAAAUCUUUCUCUUCCUCCAAUAUACAUGAAAAGCUGUAGUUUGGAUGCUAUUGUUGAUCUUGUUUCUAAAUCUAUUUUAAAAAUUAGAGGGGGUAAUCCCUCCAAGAUCCCUCAGGAAAUUCAAAAACCAUAUUUUUUGCUUUUCAAGCUCCCUAGAUCACUUUCUUUAGUGGCAUUGGAACCAAAAUCACCAUUGGAGUUUGGGAUAUCUGAAGGAGGCCAUAUUGAAACUUCUGUUACCCAUGAACAACAAAUACCUAUAAACGACUUCUCAGAAAUGGAAUCUACAAAUAGUAAUAUUUUGAUGAAACUUUCUAAUGAACCAUCUAGUUUCUAUCAUUUUUCUCUCUCAGAUCAUCGGAGUCCAAAACCUGAAAUCCCUGACAUCUUGGAUACUUUCAAUAUCAAAUGGGACAUCCUACAAACACUUGAUUUGUCCUACUAUCAGUUUAAAUAUAUAGAAAGAUAUCUCCGUGAUGUCUUCUUUAACUACGAUCAAAGCCAUAAGAAGGUCUUUUUUACUCCUGCCAGAAUCAACAACAAACAAGAUAUAUUCACAAUCAACAUCUUUGAGAGGAUAUCCAAUAACAUAGACGAACUUAAUUCCCUGGUCAACCUUAACAUUUCUCAGCAAACAAAAACAUACCAAAACCUUUAUGAAGAAGAGGGUAGCUUGUUUCAGAACAUAUCUUCCAAUAAUGUUGAUCAAAUAGAUCUUAGAUCUCUUAUUGAUGAGUUCAACAGAGUACAUAGUCCUUCUAGUACAAUUUCCACUGAUACUAGUAAUACAAGUAUCAAUAAUAUAAGUACUACUAAUACUAGUCCUGCUGAAACUCCAGUAUUAGGAACAAUAACUGGUUCAAGCCCAUCAUUACAGACUCAACUUACAACAGAAGCUCCCUUAUACAGAGAUGAUAUAUGGGGAACCUAUAGAAGUUAUGACCCAAUUUAUUGGUGGGUUGACUUUGUACUAUCAUCUAACAAUACUUGUAUCUCAACAGUUCCCCAAAGUAAUACUUUACAGGAUGUAUGUACAGAUGAACAAAAGGUCUUCCUUCAUAAGAAUGGUUUGAGUUAUAUAGAUCCUCCUGGCUGCGUAGAAUUGGGAGGAGUAUACUGGUUGGAUCCGAAUAAACCCAUUAGACUUACUAGAGAGGUUAAUGACAAGCAUAAAUUUAACAUAAAUACUCAAAGCCCUAAAGAAGAAAAGAGUAUACAAGAUUCUGAGAAAGUAAUUAGUAGUGAUUUUACUAAUCAUGAGGAAGAUCUUAAACAGGAACCUGAUACUCUUUUUAUUCAUCCAUAUAUGAUGAAUGAUUUUGUUGAAUAUAAGGACUUUAAUUUUGUUGAAGCAAAUCUGGAAAGGUUUCUCCCUAUAUAUAAUGAAAUUGUGGAUUCUAUUGCUAAACUCAGAUUUAAGAUCCAAAACAGAAUAAUAUACGAAAAUGAGAAUAAUGUUAGGAUAACUGACAUUCCUUUCAUCUGGAUGAAUGUAGUACAAAGGUACCAAAUUGUUAAUUCUUGGAAUAAAUUAAAAUUCUUCUUGGUUAAUGGGUACAAGGACUUAUACCCUGCAUUCUUAAGACAACUAGAUGCAUCCAAGAAGAUGGAAUCUGUACAAGAUCUUGACAGUGAAGCCAAAUUUAAGAAUGAAAAGAAAUCUAAAUCUUCCAAGUUUGAUGCUUUAUUAGAAUCUAAAGAGAAGAAUAUGCACUUGACUAAUGUUUGUUCAGUGUGUUUUAACUGGGAAACGGACACACUAAAGCCAUUUGUUGAGUGUGUUAGAUGUGGAGUAGUCUCCCAUGUUGCUUGUUAUGGAGUUAAUAUUCCAUUAAACGAACUUCUUGACUUUUAUGGGUGGCUUUGUGAUAGAUGUGAAUUUGAGAAGAAAUUUUUAGGUACCCAAUAUCUUGUAGCCUUUAAUCCAGGAAGUAUCUCCUGUAUUUUAUGUUCCCAUUCUGGAGGAGCUAUGAAAAGAACAAAUAAAGAGGGAGUGUGGGUCCAUCUUGUUUGUGCUAUUUGGCACUUACCUCUGGUAAUAUGUGAAGAUUGGAAGAAUCUAAGUAAUUGGAAUGUUGAAAGGCUUAAAAGGAGCUGGACAAAUAAAAGGAUAGGAAGAGAAAACAAUCAACACUAUGUUUUGGGUUUUGGGAAAACUGAUAUCUCGAAUUCUGGUCAGGAAGUACCAAAAACUUCAGAAUCUCCAGAAACCUUGGAAUCUGAACAAAGAUCUAUUUCCACUAUAUUAUCAAAUUCUCCUGACAAAGGUGCAUUAAAACUUGAGACAGAUACCCCUGAAUUGGAUAUACUUGAGAAUGGUAGUAAGGAUAUAAGUUUAGAUCAGGAUUUAUCUCUGCAACAAGAAUCUUUUAGAAGUAAUACUUUCAUAGAAACCCAACCAACUUUAAGUGAUGAAACUGUGAAUGAUGGUUCUAUAAGAUGUGUGUUUUGUAGAAAUGAUAACACUUUUGGGCUUGUUGGGUGUGAUCACAAGAACUGUGGACAACUCUUUCAUCCAAUUUGUGCUUGGCUCAAUGGAGUUCAGGUUGAAGUUGAUUGUGACCCAUGUUAUUCUAGAGGAGAAACUUUAGUCGGUCUAAUUCAAGGUUGGAGGAAUGUACAGGAUGAGGCUUUACAAAUGGUCAAUAUCCGUUGUUUUUGCUUGUCUCAUAUCAGAAAUAAGGGUGUUACCAUUAGGGAGCUUGAUGAGGAAGUAAAUUUACGUAAAAAGAGAUACAUUAAUAGGGACAUGUUUCCUGACAUAUUUAACAGUAAAUAUAAUCCAAAAUCGGGUAGAAGCUCUCAGAUUGGAGUCAUUCAAAGAUCCAGAACAAGAUCAAUUUCUAGGUCCAAGUCUUGGGAUGUUUCAAGUCCAAACGUGAUCAAAAAGAGUUCCUGUGAGAUAUUUAAGCAGAACCAAGUCUAUUACUGCAAUGCUUUAAACCCAGAUAAGUAUGAUAGAGAUAUUUGUAGUAUUUGUCUCAAACUUGAUUCAACUGACUUCCCCUCUAAUGGAGAAGGUAAUUUAAUUCAUAAUAAAGGAAUAGUACAGGUACCAAGCUCAGGAGGAUUUUCUGACUCUAAUUUAAGUGGCAUUUUACCAGAGAGAAUGGUAUCUGAGGAUGGGAUCUUGGCCUCUAACAUACUAGUAAGAUGCAAUUGCUGUGGUUUGACUGUCCAUUGGAGUUGUUACGGAUUGGGAGAGAAUCUAGAAAGCUUGGAUAGUUUUAUGUGCCAGGCCUGCACUAAAGGAGUUAGACCUGAAAAUACAUCUUGUAUUCUUUGUCCAAGGCGAGGAGGAGCAUUGAUAGAAGCCCAAGGAGUCCCCCAAAAUUUCAGUGGAAGACCAGGUGAAAGGUCCCAGUUUGUACAUAUCAUAUGUGCUUUGUAUACACCAGGAGUAUACAGACUUCCAUGUGGACAGGCUUACGGAGCAGCCAACUACCUAGGAAUGACUUCUUUGGUAAAGCUACAGAAGGAUGGGACAUUGAGCAAAAAUAAAGGAACUUUUGUAAGAAGAUUUGGAGGGAUUGAGGGUUCUGUGCAGCAGAUUCCUUUUAGAGAUAUAAGGAACGAGGAGCAGUUUAUUUUAGAGCAAUUUUCAGAUCAAGAUACCUUGGAGAUACCGAGUGUAUAUUGUUGUAUAUGUAAAAGUAGCUAUGGAGUAAAUUUAGUUUGUAACCAUCCAGGUUGUACAAGAACUGCCCAUCCUCUUUGUAUGAAGCUAUAUGGGUGCUAUAUGGAGACAAUUGGUGAAAUAGAGGAAGAUAAAAAAGAGGAUAAUAUACUUCUAGAUAGUAGAAUAUCUAAUGGGCAGCCAUUAUAUGGUAGUUAUCCCUCUGGAAGGACUUCUAAUGUCUUAUAUGUUUCUCCGAAUUGCCAACCUCCAAGUUUGGAUUCAAUUAAUAGACCUGGAGAAAUAAAGGAAAACUACUUUUCCCAGAAAGUUUUUUGUCCAGAACAUGGGAAAGAAAUGGGUAAAUUUAAUCCUGGAGGAAAGUUAUUAUAUUCAACCCUUUCAUCAUUAAAAAUUGUGAGCAAGAUUUUGGAAGAUCUCGGACACUCCGAAAGAUUGAAAAAACAGCUUUUCAACACACAGUUGGAUAUAAUGAGUAAAGAAAACCCUAUUUUUUCGCCUCUUAUGAUAGUAAAUAUCAAUGCUUUGCAGAUUUACUGGGACUAUUAUUUGAGAGGGAUUCUACAAGAGUCUGUAAAGAUAAGAAAUGGGACAAUUAACAAAUUUAAAGAUAACUCUAAGAAUGGAAUGCUUUUAAAACCUUUACUUUCUCAGGGAGACUCAAACUUAAUUGGAAGUUAUAGAUCACCAAAGAAAAAUAGGCAAAACUCUGUUUUACAAAAUAGCAGUCAAACAUCUUCUUAUUCAUCUUCUACUGGCCCUCUCAAGGUUACUAAUUUAAAAAGAACUAGAUCAUCAGGGGAGGCCACUGAAGUUCCUUCAUUGGAGGAUGCUAUUAAAGAGGCUAGAAAACAGAGAGAGAUUUAUAAGAAGGAAUUAGUUGCUUCUGGGGUGGUAUUGAAGAAAAGACCUCCUCCAAAUAGAAGCCCAGCAAUCCCCUUUUCCAGGCUUACAGAUUCUGAACUUAAAGAAAGAGCUUUGAACUGCUUGAGGAUUAUUGGGAGCUCUUCAAAACUGGCUAUGAGCCUUAUGAUGGGCUACAACGAGAAUACAAACAAUUCUGAAUCCCAUGAAAAUCAGGUUAAACCACCUAAUUCACAACCUUCAGCUAAUGGAAGCACACCUCUUGUCUCAACAUUAACAGUUAAUACACCUACAAUUAGAUCUUUUUGCAUCAAACAACACAGACAUGAUUGUUUUAGAAGAAGGCUUGCGGAAUUCAUUAUUUAUCCUCCGGCAGUAAUGGAUCAUAGAAGAAAGACUCUCAGAAGUCUGACUCGGCAGCUUAAACAGUACGGAGUUACAGCUGAAGAACUUAUGGCUAGUGAUGUCCCUCUUCCUUUAAUUAAAUCAAAACCACCGUCUCAACCUACAAUUAACAAAGAAAUAGUAUCUACCUUUAACCAUUCAAGCUUUGGUUCUUCCACAACAAAUUCUGGUGUUAACACAACGGGAACAACCACUAUUACUAAUACUAAUACUUCUAACAUGACAACCACAAAUUUCAAUCCAAGCACCAAUAAUAAUAAUAGUAAUAAUUGCAAUAAUAACGUAGAAUUGACAGGUUCAAGGAUGACAACUAACUCCUUUAUUAGUAACAAUACUUUCAACAGUAUUAACAAUGUAAAUACUACUUUUAACUUUAACCAAACAAAUAUGAGUGCUCAAGAAUCUGUUCGGGAUCAAGAAGAAUCUUUUCAAACUAGCAAUCCCCAUUCUGAAAAUAACUUAUACUUUUAG